Molecule: messenger RNA, 1137 nt
Organism: Capsicum annuum
Lineage: Eukaryota; Viridiplantae; Streptophyta; Magnoliopsida; Solanales; Solanaceae
Exons: 3
Coding region: 487-879 (130 amino acids)
Source: RefSeq, a predicted model, not a curated record
GUAAGUUUGACUUGUACUCUAAUUUCAAAAAAAAAAAAAAUUAUUUUCAUGGCCAAACGAUCUAGGUCAAAAAGUUGUUUGAGCAGGUAGACAGUAGACCCUAUUAAUUUCCUUCGCCAGCAAGGCGACUUCAAUUCUCCUCUUCCAUUGUAGUAUUUUAUUUAUACAAAAAUAGGGGUGAAACUCGCACGAUUUUCCGGCGAAGCUGCUUUAACACGGACUAGAAUCAUGAAUCAGGCCUAAUAUUAUGUUCGGGCCAAGGACUAAUUCCACGGGAUACCUGCUUCUUCCACCAUAGAAGAAAUAUCCUAAUGAUUUUUCCUCUGCUGCUAUUUAACAGGCCACUUCAUUGACCAGUAGACCUCACUAUUUAACAGGCCAGGAAAUAUGUUGAUAUUAAUACAUUACUUGGAUUUAUUUCUUUUCCUGAAAUAUCAUUGCAGAGAACUUUCAAUUUAAUUAUUCACGGUAGCUCAGUCCUAGAAGAUGAGGAAGCAUCUGAUGAUGUCGUGGCAGCAACUCUGUAGGUUUAUAAUGAUUUCUAGGCCCUUCGGAAAGCCAUUGCGAGAUAAGGCAAUAGAAGUUGCUGGAAGAGUCGCUAUAAAGGAAGAAGGGAUGGCUUUGAAAGCUUCUUGUCCAGUGUGUUUGCAAGUUCUAAGCACACCACUUGAUUCUGAUCUGAAAAUGACUAUGGCAGUACACAUGAGCUUAUGGCAUCCAGAUGAUGUUCAAUUGCAUUGGGAAAUGAUGCAAACCAAAGGAAGAUCGAUUGUUCACAUGCCCUCUUUCUGCUUUGGAGCUGGGAUGGCUGCUGGAAUUGGUGCUCUGAUGGUUAUUCUUGCCAGAAGUCAUGCUCAAGCAUUUGGCAAUAAGAGGUGAAGUUUAUCUCUAAUUCCGACUACAAAUGGGCUGUGUUGAAUCUUUUUGUGUUUUGCCGCUGUUAUGAAGAAUCAGCCUAGUCUAAAGCUGCUAUUUCGCAGAAUUAGGAAAGAUCAAAUAGAUAGAACUUUAAGCGGCUAAACGUUAUGAGCUAGUUCACAUUAUUAUUGACGACUAAGGUUAUAUGAAGAUCCAAUGAUGAUUGUAGUUAUAGACGGCAGAGUAGUUUUCCUAUUUGACGUGAAUUUCUGUUCUGGA